Salmo salar (Atlantic salmon) is the source of this 2582-nucleotide messenger RNA. RefSeq names its product follistatin-related protein 1. The record is from RefSeq and is a predicted model, not a curated record. Gene Ontology annotation, cellular component: extracellular region. Gene Ontology annotation, biological process: regulation of BMP signaling pathway; multicellular organism development; cell differentiation. Gene Ontology annotation, molecular function: calcium ion binding; protein binding. NCBI's taxonomy places the organism in Eukaryota, Metazoa, Chordata, Actinopteri, Salmoniformes, Salmonidae.
AUGAACAAACUGCCACAUUCUCCUAUUGCCAUUACUGUCAACAGGGGUGAAUUAUUCGGGACCGCAAAAUAUGCCUGGUCCCCUUUGGACCUUGGAUUAGGAAUGUUCUGUCGGUAAACGUUCCAGGGCUCAGGACAUUUAUUUUCAUUGGCCACGUCAUAGCGGGGAGAGACUGUAGACUACGAAUUCCUCAGCGCUCCUGAAAUCACAGACCUCUCUCUCGCCUCUUUUACCAGCACACAUUCAUCGAACUCCUCCUCGCAGCAGACGCCUGAACGAAGCCGCUUUCCAGAAGGAUGUUGCGAAGUGUCCACUUCCUUGUACUGCUGGCCAUAGCGCUCUGUCAAACCGAGGACGUGCAGACUAAGAGUAAGGUUUGUGCCAAUGUGUUCUGUGGCGCAGGAAGAGAGUGUGCAGUCACUGAGAAGGGAGAACCCAGCUGCUUGUGUAUUGAGAGCUGUAAGCCCCACAAGCGUUCAGUGUGUGGCAGUAACGGUAAGACAUACCGCAACCACUGUGAGCUCCACCGAGACGCAUGUCUCACCGGCCUCAAGAUCCAGGUGGCCCACGACGGACACUGCCAGGAGAAGAAAGCAGAGCAUGCAGCCGCCAGCCCGGUGGUGUGUUAUGUAGCAGAUCGUAAUGAGUUGAGGCAUCGUGUGAUCCAGUGGCUGCAGACUGAGGUGGUCCCAGACGGCUGGUUUGUCAAAGGCUCCAACUUCACUGAAAUCCUGGUGAAAUACUUCAAGAGCUACGACAAUGGUGACUCCCAGCUGGACUCCUCAGAGCUCCUUAAGUUCAUCCAACAUAAUGACUCCAACGUGGACAUGCAGUCAUACGCAGACCAGGAGAGCAACAAGCUGCUCAGGAGCCUGUGUGUGGAUGCCCUGAUCGAGAUGUCCGAUGAGAACUCUGACUGGAAGCUGAGCUUCGAUGAGUUCCUCAACUGCCUGAAGCCCGGCUUCAACCCACCUGAGAAGAAGUGUGCCCUGGAGGAUGAGACCUAUAAGGAUGGGGCUGAGACACAGGUGGAGUGUAACCGCUGUGUGUGUGCAUGCGGCAACUGGGUCUGCACCGCCAUGACCUGCAAUGAUAAGACAGCGGUCGUCGAGGAGACCGGGGAGGCAGGGCAGGAGAUGACCGAGGAGGAAUGGAGCCUCCGUGUGGCCGAGCUCAACAAGCACCAGGAAACAGUGGAGAAGAUGAAGGCCAUCACAAAGGAGGCCUAAGAUGCCUAAAGAAGGAGGGCGUGAAGGAAAGAGAGAGAUAAAAAAGACUUCACUCUUCUUCCAUACUUGAUAAGGCCCUGUGCUGUUGCUGAAUUUACUCAUAUGUUAAUUAUUAUAGCUUUUUGUUUAUGUGUGUUAGAUGCAGGGCAGUCAAGAGUAUUAUUUGGGGAGUUUCUUGAGUUAAGUACUGUCUUCAUGUUCUAUUGAUUUACUGCACCCCUGCACUAGGAAUGGGGCCAUUUUUACUGCUGACUUUAAAUAUUGUUUUUCUAUCUAUACAUUAUAAACACAGUAUUUAUUGUUAUGGCUUUUUUUUGUAAAACAGCAAGCGGUAAAUUGUUGGCGAUGAGAAAAAUUGGAGAUGUUUGGAGUGAACUGUUGAGACACCUUUCUCCAUCAAGGAAAUAAAAUCACCUUUAAAGUCCUUCCAGAUGUGUUAGAGGAAUGUUGAGCAAGACAAUGAUAGUGUCCCAUUGUAGGGGAAGGGGAUGUCUUACUACUAAUUGAUACUACUUGACCAAUGCACUUCUCCCUCCAUGACUAGCAGCAUAGUUUCAGGCCUUAGUGGAUUGUCCCGUUUAGUUAGAAUCGUUUGCUUCAAUGUACAAUUUGUUAUAUGCUUGAUUUGGAGAUCAUAUGUGAUUGCAAUGGCUCCUGUGCUGUAUUCCGUCAGCUCUCUCUGGUGCUUUUUUAGAAACAUUGAAGCAUAGAUUGUAGAAUUGAAGCAACAAGCACCAAGCACAGAGCUGAGUACAGCAUGGAGAGAAAUAAAACCAAAGCCUGACGAUGACUAUGAUAUUGAUGUACGAUGAUGUACGAACCCCUCCAGGCAAAGCAUUUCUCUGGACCCAGCAACAACACUAUACCUGUGCUUGUCAAAGAUCAGUCAUAAGGAUUAGCCUUGCUGUCAGCUAAUGUAGCUUAGAUGCAUCUCUAACUCAGAGUGCAUGCUUAUAUGAAAUAAUGUGUGUCUGUAAUGAAGGAGUGUUUUUGAGAGAGUGUGUACUGCCUACAAGUGUGUGGUGGUGUGUCAUAUUUGUUUUAUUUGUCAAAGUCCCACUUAUCUUGAGAAUCAUUUCUGGUUAUAUCAGUGCCUUAAAACCCAAACAUAGGCCUGCAGACAUACACUGUAGAGGUCUCAUGUCCUGCAACCUUUAGGCCACAAUUGGAAUGGGCAAGACUAUUCAUGGAAGAAUUUUGGUAAAAAUUUUAGAGCUAUGUGGUUUAGUCCUUGUUAAUUGUUUGUGUAAAAGUUGAAUAGCUAGGUUAAAACUAGGUUUAUAUUCUUAAAGGAAUGCAGAGUCUAUAAUGAAUAUGUAUGUCAAUAAAAUAAAACCCAUACAGUACUACAAA